AUGUUCGAGCCCACUUGCGAGGUGCAGGCAGCGAGCAGCAGCGGCCAGGAGCGGCCGUCGGCGGCCGUGGUCGGCGCGGGCGAGGACAAGGUCGAGGGCGACGUCGUGGGGCCGCUCGGCAAGGCGCUGGCGCGACUGGCGCCGCAACGCGAAGACAUGGCGAGGGCAGCCCACCGCGACGACAACUUCGUGAUGAAACUCGAGCCGAUGAGCAAGCUGGAGACCGCGCUGGACCAGGCGUUUACGCACUGCGAGGACGAGGGCCGCAAAGCCAAAGAGAAGUCCAAGGAGGAAGGGGCUGUCUACAUGGGCAACCCGCCGGGGAAGCGCCCAGACGCCCUGGCGAAGGCGGUGAUCUUCCGCAUUGCGGAGCCGGUGGGGGGACAAGAAAGAGCAGGUGAUGGCGGCGGCCGAGCGGGGCUCGGGCCCGGCAUGGGCCAUGGAAGCGCUGGUGGCGCUGAUCAGCAUGGGCAGGAAGGUACAGGGCCCUGCGGCCAAGUUCGCGGUCGCGCGUUGCUGCAGCGCGAAGACAGGGCAGCCGAAGGGCGACGAGGACGUGCAUGA
Prorocentrum cordatum is the source of this 564-nucleotide messenger RNA. Lineage: Eukaryota; Dinophyceae; Prorocentrales; Prorocentraceae. The record is from the annotation of a GenBank genome assembly.